Messenger RNA from Pisolithus orientalis, 960 nucleotides. RefSeq lists its product as uncharacterized. The coding region runs from base 1 to 915 and encodes 304 amino acids. The transcript has 2 exons. The record is from RefSeq and is a predicted model, not a curated record. NCBI's taxonomy places the organism in Eukaryota, Fungi, Basidiomycota, Agaricomycetes, Boletales, Pisolithaceae.
AUGGCAGCCUACCAUCUUGGACGACAAAGCCCAUUUUUCGAACAGCUCGGACUUCUCACCCACUCAGGCCUGUUCCGUGUUGGCCAACACCGUGACAACUUGAAGAAUGCUUGCAUACCCGACCCCAACCCCGAGUCCGAGAUUCCUGUUCUUGACGCAAUCGCGAUCGCACUGGCGACAGCCCCAGGGGAAUUUUUCGCCGCUGCAUUCGAAAGACGACGAGUAGGCCAUUCGUCGCUUGGUGGAAAUGCAUAUGAGGUUUUACCUUUCCUGCUUUCUCGUUGCUGCAAAAACAUCGUGAGACGGACCGUGAAGAUGCGCGAGUCCGCGGGCACGUUCUUGUAUGUCCUCGAGGAAGUCCUCGUGAUUUACAAGUUCCUACGCUCCACCGAGGAGUUUCCCAACUCUGCGGAGUACCGCAAAAUAAAGUAUUCCGGAGAUGAACCCCCAUUUCCGCAGAUGAUGCACAAUAUUAUAGAGGCUAUUCAGUCAAUGGAUCAAGCUUUUCACUUCGAGGGUGCCAGUCACUCAGCUGGACACUACUCGGUGCUCGGGACGACCACCUCCAUUCUCCGGAAAUCCGCUCUUCUACGAGUAGCUGCCAAUUAUGCGCUUCCCUUCUGGCGGCUAGCAGAAAGACUAGAACGCUGUCUCACCAAGGCUUGCGAGUAUUAUCAUGGCAUCAACCACCUCAUCCGGUACGCAAAGGGUCAUUUCCCCUGUGGCAUUAACUAUUGCUGGGCCGACGCUACUGCCAGUACUCAGGCGACUACAACUGAACUCGACGACAACUACUUGGAGGCCAUAUCCCGUGCAUUUGGCAGCCCCCUCUCGAAGGAAACUGUAGCCAACGCGCGCGAGAGGCUCCCAGAUGUGGAGCGACAACUAUUCCCUCAAGACCCAGGUUCAUGCUAAAAUCCGCACUUUGCCCCAUCUCGGCACCCCGUUCAACUCUUCGGA